Molecule: messenger RNA, 1813 nt
Organism: Syngnathus typhle (broad-nosed pipefish)
Lineage: Eukaryota; Metazoa; Chordata; Actinopteri; Syngnathiformes; Syngnathidae
Product: actin-like
Exons: 8
Coding region: 288-1496 (402 amino acids)
Source: RefSeq, a predicted model, not a curated record
CACCAUCGAAGCCGCCGCAGAUCCAACGCACACGCAAACGCUCGCACAAAGAUGAAACUAACAAGAUAAACUAGUCCAACUCCAAACCUCGCCCCCCCCCAAAAGCCUUAAUACACAAUUGGCUGGGAUACCAAGUGAAGCAGGUUGAGCGGCACACCUGGUGCAAGUUUGGAGCACACGGACGAUUAGAGACAGCUUAGCUAUACGAGCAGUAGUAUUUCGGAAAUAAUCCGUCAAAGAGACGCACCUCGACUAACCAGAGACGCACUAGGCAUACCUCAACAGAAAUGGACGACAAGCUCGCUCUGGUGUUCGACAAUGGUUCCGGCAUGAGCAAGGUCGGUUUCGCUGGAGACUACGCCCCUCGAUUUGUCUUCCCAACUGUCGUGGGUUACCCCAAAGACUCGGCUACGGCGACGGGCUCUGCUCCUGUCGUGGGCUCUGAGGCCCAGACCAAGAGGGAAAUCCUGAAUCUGAAGUACCCCAUCCAACGUGGGAUUAUCACGAACUGCGACGACAUGGAGAAGAUCUGGCAUCACUCCUACAACGAGCUUCGCGCGGCCCCUGAGGAUUGCCGUGUCCUGCUGACCGAGCCGCCGCUCAACCCCAAGGUCAACAGGGAGAAGAUGACGCAGAUCAUGUUCGAGACUUUUAACACAUCUGCCAUGUAUGUGGCCGUCCAACCUGUCCUGUCGCUGUUCCUGUCGGGUCGUACCACAGGUAUCGUCGUAGACUCUGGUGACGACGUCACCCGCGUGGUGCCCGUCUACCAGAGCCAGGUGAUCCCAGACGCCAUCCUCUGCCUGGAUCUGGCCGGCAGAGAGCUGACCGACUACCUGGUGAAGCUCAUGACCGAGCGAGGCUACAGCUUCCCCACCACCGGUCAGCGUGAGAUUGUGCAAGACAUCAAGGAGACGCUCACCUACGUGGCGCUUGACUUCAAGCAGGAGAUGGACAAAGCCACUUCUUCAUCUGAGCUGCACAAGAGUUACAAGCUUCCCGAUGGCCAAGUUGUCAAUGUCGGCAAUGAGAGGUUCCGAUGCCCCGAGCUGCUCUUCCGGCCCGACCUCCAUGGUAAGUACCAACCUGACUCCGGUUCAUUGACUGCUUCAAAUCAAGUCAGAAAUGUUGCUCAGGUUCUAGUUUCUGUUCCUUCCUCUUGCCAUUGUUGCAUUCAGGUAAGGAGUGUCCACCAAACAGUCUACAACAGCGUCCUGCUGUGCAGGGAGAAUAUCCAGAAUGAUCUAUUUUACAACAUCUUGCUGUCGGGCGGCAGCACCAUGUUCCCCGGCAUUGCCAAGAGAAUGCAGAAGGAGAUGAACACCCUGGCCCCACCCAAUACUAAUAUCAAGGUAAUUGCUACCGCAGAGAGGAAGUACUCGGUUUGGAUCGGCGGCUCCUUGCUGGUCACGUUCCCCACCUUCCAGGAGCGCUGGGUGACCAAGGACGACUACAAUGAGUUUGGAGCCUCCGUUGUGCACCGCAAGUGCAAGUAGAACCAUAAAAACAGUCCAAAAUUAUUACCGAUUUUUUUUUUUUUUUUAACCGUCUACUGUCAAACGAAUCAAAUUUUGACUUCUCGCAAUAAUCCCAUUUCAUUGUAAAAACAAUAACAGAGUUUUUCCCGCUAUGAAGGAAAAAGGCUUGAGGCGAUUUUGCUGGGAUACAAAAUUUUGUUGAUUAAAAACACAAUCUGGAGUAGAUUGACGACAUUUGGGUUCUUAUUGACUGAUCAUGAUUUAGUCAUCUCCUUUGUGACUAUAAAUGACUUCUUGUGAUUGAGGGCUAUACAAAUAAACGUGACUUGACUUGA